Gavialis gangeticus (Gharial) is the source of this 3360-nucleotide messenger RNA. It is a transcript of the gene RBM44, whose product is annotated as RNA binding motif protein 44. Gene Ontology annotation, molecular function: RNA binding. The record is from RefSeq and is a predicted model, not a curated record. Lineage: Eukaryota; Metazoa; Chordata; Crocodylia; Gavialidae. The transcript has 15 exons. The coding region runs from base 312 to 3332 and encodes 1006 amino acids.
CCGAGGCUGCGGGGGGAGGCGAGUCCGCCUCCUCCGGGACUCGUUAUCCCGGGUUAGACUCGCAUCGGAACAGGCCCGUGGGCGUGGCCAUGGGGCAGGUUGAACGGGAGUGAACUCGGGUUAGCUGCGAUUGUGCGUCCGUUCGGACUUACCAGGGAAGACCCGGGAUCAAAUGUCGUAUCCCGAGAUAAAAUGGUGAGAUACUGAUAUUUAAAACCAGGCUGCUGACUUCAACAUUGUAUGGUGAAAGUGAAUUAGAGGAUGCUGAGUUUGAGUAGAUUACUUCUGCUGGUAACCCUGAUAUUUGGAUCAUGGAACAAAGGGCAAAUAGCAUUGUUAAUAACAAAACAGGAGCCUACCCUGCGGCAUAUUCUGCAACAGACCAAUCUAAUGGAGUUAACUGUUCCAUUUCAGACCAUACAUGCUCCAGGAGUUUUUCAGAAUUAAACUUGCAAGAAGAAAGCCUGUCUUGUUUAAGUUCAUCAGUAGAUGCAGAACUUGAUAACUAUAAUAAAAGGAGAGAGUGUGUUUCUAAUAUUUGUGGCAACAAAAAUGGAAAUGAAGCUUGUGUGUUAGGAGAGGCCUGCAACAAUAUACAUUUCAGUUGCAAGGAGUGUGAUGACUACAGACACAAAAACGAGACAGAUGAAGACUCACAGUUAGAGUACCAUAGUGCUGAAGAGCAAGACUGUUAUGAUCAAACUACCUCAUAUAUGUCUUUUGAGCAUGAGAAAACUUCAGGGAUCCAGAAUUUGGAAGUUUUGGAGUUGGUAAAUCCAAUUUGUAGAGUUACAGCUGAUGGAGAAGACCCUUUUGCCUCUGGACACAGUACGAUUGAAGAAUUUUGUAAUGAAGUAGCUGUACCAGAACUCCCCCAAAUGUUUGUUCAAGACUCCAUACCUCUGGUGGAUUAUAAGGGUGUGAAAUGUGAAAAUGAACAAACCAAUGAGAUGUAUCAUAGCACUCUUUGUGAAAAUUCCUUUGAAAGUAAUGCUUGUGGGAGCACAGCAAGGGCUUAUCAAACAGCACUUCAAGCAAACAGUUUAGAAAAUCAAGACAAGAUAAAGCAUAUUCCUGUUUUUGAUAAUGCCCGAUCAGCCCCAAAAGCUAAAGAACAGGAAGUACCUAAAAAGAGAGAUGGCCUCAAUCACACAUUGCUGAAGCAGGGAAAUCCUUGCAUAUUACCCUGGGAAACAUCUGUUGUAACAUCCACAUGGAUUUCUAGCAAAAAUACAGAAGAUACAAGUUCUUAUAUUUGUGAAGAAUCAUUUCUGUCUGCGUUUGAUACUGAUUGUGAUGGUUGUACCCAAAAGAUUGUUGAAGCCAAAUUCAGUUUUUCAUCUGCAGCCUCCAGAAUUCCAGUGAGAGAAAGUAAUUUGUCUAGUGUAGAAAUCAGAGACAAAUCUGCUGGGGAUAGUAUGAUGAGGGGUUCUGACUUAGAACAAAACUGCCUCAUCUGCUUGAAUAAGACCACAUGUAAUCAUAAAGUAACCAUUAACCAGACUGUUGAUGCAAGUUCUGAUUUUAGGGCUUGUUUUACAACAAGCAGAGCUACUAAUGCCAAGGCUUCUGUGGCAUCUCGGGCAGAUAACACAGAGAUAACAAUGAUGAAUAAAACAAGGCCCAAGGAGUGGCAAACUGAGAACUAUACAAGUGUUGCUUGUAAUACAGAUUUGUCAUGCAUACACAGCAACAGAGAGGAGAUUAUGUCAAAGCUUGCUGAGACAGGAGUAAAUGGUACUGAUACUUGUAUCACAACACCUGAAUGGAUUUCCCAAAUUAAGGAUCCUCUGAAGCUGAAAAAUAAUGUGCAUAUUGGAGAAACGAAGGGAAGCCCUGAGAGGAUGUUGCACCUAACCACAGAAACGGAGAGUUGCUCAUCACACUGUUGUAAGAAAAUGCUGCAGAGAGCUAUAAAAGCAGAUUUGCAGCUUCUACAAACUCAUUACUGGAUGUGCCGUCAGCACUGCUGGAAGAUUUACAAACUUGUUACAGAGGAAAAAGAGUGUUUUAGCAGGAAUUUAAAAAGUGACUUUGUCAACUUAGUGUCUGCUUUUGAAGAACUGAAAGUUAGGUACAAAAAUAUGAGAGAGAAAUUAGUAAGGGGCAUACCGUUAGAUGCCUUGCCCCCGUUAUCAGUAGAGUCCAAAUUGCUCUCCAUCUUUUCUUCUUACAUUCCAUCCAAGUUAGUAAGUGAAGAUCUUCAUUAUGAUGUUGAGCCAGGGAACUCAGAAAUGGAAACAUUAAAACUUAAAGAGACUGAAACAUCCACCAGCUUGACAGGAGCACCCUCUUCUAUUGCUUCUCAGAAGGUGUGUUUACCAGAUAGCCGUAAACUUAAAAGUAGGACCUUUGAAGAAAACUAUAAAGAUGAAGAUGUAGAAAAGGAUUUAAGAAAAAGUCAAGAACUAUAUGGACACUGGUUUGAUGCUAAAGAAAACUUGACAGCAACUGAUCUUUUAGUAACACUUCAGGGAAGUGCAAAGGAACAAGGAAAACUAGAGAGAGUGCGUACAACAGAAGUAAAGACAGUGGAAAGUAGAAGAAUUGACCCAAAUAAGCAGUAUUUUAUUUGUGUGAGUGGCUUAAGUCCUUCAGUAUCGGAGGUUGAUCUUAGGUCUCAGUUCAGUAAGUAUGAGGUUUCUGAGGUUUCAAUUUGUGAGGAUCCUAAUCAAUACAGAUAUGCUUUUCUUAGCUUUAAGAAAGCCAGUAAAGCAAAGUUGGCUGUGGAAGAAAUGAAUGGAAAAGAAAUAAAAGGAAAAGCAAUCAUUGUUUGCUGCACAAAAACUGCAGAAGAAAACGUAUCUCCAGCUUAUCAAAAGCUCUCAAGUCCACCAUUCUGUAAAAACCAAGUCACUAAUAGUGUGCAAAAAAAUGCUGAAAAUACAUAUCCCCCCUCCACUUCCUUGAAAGUGCCAGUCACCACUUCUGCCUCUGUAAGAGGGUGUGCUCCUCCUCCUACUUGUUCAAAAGUUCCUCCCCUGAUCCCCACAAAAGUACUCAGCUCUUUAAAACCCCAUACAUGUCAAUCAGUUGCAGUUACUCAAAAGACAAUCAGAGGGGAUCUUCUGAAGGUAAAAUCUGUUCAGUUCUUUCCUGAUCCAUCUGCCACCUUUAUGCCUCCUAACACAUUGAAUUUGAGCAGUUUUACCAAAUUAAUGAAGAAACUGCAAGAACUGCAUCCAGAGGCUAGCAGAAAUGAUAUUGUGGAUGCUUUACUGGAAGUGAGAACAAAUAAUAACGGUUUUCUCAGUGGCCUGUCUAUUAAUACUAUUGUGGAAAUGGCUUCCUUGGCUCUGAGGAAAAAUACAGGACAGUAUAAGAAGAAGUAGUACAGAUAGCUUUGCAAGUAUGGGAACA